AUGGAAGCUAAGGAUCCAUUAUCAUUUUCUUCUGUCAAGCCUGAAAAUGAAAAUUGUAUGGAUAACCCAAGUUCAGUUACAGAUCAUAAUGAUGGCUCAUUGCUGUUAGGCCCAUCAGUUAAGGUCGAGGUCAAGGCUGACCCAGAAGAUUAUGAGUUUGGUGAAAUGGCAGACAGUGAGAAGGAGUCAGUGAUUAGUGACGAAGAAGAAAGCAAGAAAAUAAUUGUGGAAGUUUGUAGACCUAAAGAAGAGAAACGGUUCACUUGUACAGAAUGUGGAAGUGGCUUUGCAAAAGCACAUAACCUCAAAGUACACAUGAGAACUCAUACUGGAGAGAAACCUUACACCUGUGCUGAAUGUCAGAGGAGCUUACCAACUAGAUAG
Messenger RNA from Macrobrachium nipponense, 384 nucleotides. Its product is annotated as zinc finger protein 660-like. The record is from RefSeq and is a predicted model, not a curated record. NCBI's taxonomy places the organism in Eukaryota, Metazoa, Arthropoda, Malacostraca, Decapoda, Palaemonidae. The transcript has a single exon. Gene Ontology annotation, cellular component: nucleus. Gene Ontology annotation, molecular function: RNA polymerase II transcription regulatory region sequence-specific DNA binding; DNA-binding transcription factor activity, RNA polymerase II-specific. Gene Ontology annotation, biological process: urogenital system development; regulation of transcription by RNA polymerase II; embryo development. Bases 1 to 384 code for a protein of 127 amino acids.